GGGGGCGGGGCUACACGGGACCAGGCUGGCUGCUACCACAGGCCACAAGAGAAUGCUCUGACUGCAACAGUUCCUGUGAUAGAUAACAUAUCAUUCAAGCAGUAGAGAAACAGUUGUCAAGUUAACAACAACAGCAAAUGAAGCUAUGGUGAAGAGUCUCACUCCUGGGGAAGACUACAUAUUUGACGUUAGAACAAUUAAAGGCCAGCAUUUUAGUGUCCCCAUGAAGACAACAGCUACUACAAGACCUCCUGGAAUUUGUGGGCUUUUUGUCAAACAUAAAAACACCACUUCUGCCACCCUGGAUUGGGACCCAAUCACAAACCGUUUCACUCACCACAGAAUUCUACUUACUAAUCAGACAUAUGCAAAAGAGAUCAAUGUAUCCGAAGCACAGACACAGUUUACAGUAACACCCCUAACUCCUGGUGGAAUCUAUAAUUUUACAAUCCAGAGGAUGAAAGGAAGUGUUGUGAGCAGCAUUAAAUCUAUACAGGUGGUAGCAGAACCUGAAAGACCUAUAGGUCUUACUGCCUUCAAUAUUUCAACACACUCCUUUUCAGUAUACUGGAGGCAGCCGCACGGACAGGUGGAAAGAUAUCAUGUGGAUCUCUUUCCUCGGCAUGGCUUUGUUGCUGUCAGAGACAUCGGGAGUGGGGAGUAUCAGGCAGAUGUAUCAAACUUGGCUCCUGGUACCACAUAUAGCAUAACUGUUUCUUCAGUGUCAUCUUCAGCCUUCAGCUCCCCUGACAGCAAGUUGGUGAUGACUAAUGAAACCAUUCCUGGACCUCCUGACCACUUAGCUGGAGAAAGAGUUGGCUCUGCAGGAAUCUUGCUCUCUUGGUACAUACCUCGGAAUACAAAUGGGAAGAUUGUAGCGUACUAUGUUAUUUAUAGAGAAGUUUGCCCAUGGAUGCAGUCAUCUUAUACCCAAGUAGCAACAACACCUGACAGCCUAGAAGUUCUGUUGACAAGUCUGACCCCUGGAACAACGUAUGAAAUAAAGGUGGCUGCAGAAAACAGCGCUGGCAUUGGAUCAUACAGUGACUCUUUUCUAUUCAACACUGCAGAAAGCGCUCCAGGUAAAGUUGUGAAUCUGACUGUUGAAGCACUAAAUGCAUCUGCAGUAAAUCUUACCUGGUUUUUACCUCGACAACCACAUGGAAAGAUUACCAGCUUCAAGAUAAGUGUCAAGCAUGCAAGAACUGGAGCCAUCAUUAAGGACACUACCGUGAGGGUGGAAGAAAUUCUGAAUGGAGAAUUACCUGAAUGUACUGAUAAAAGUGAGUCAUUUUUAUGGCGCACAACAAGCCCUACAGCAACGCGUGGUCUGUCUACAACUACAGCUUCACUUGUGUCACAGAGAUUAACCUCUAGGAACUUUAACACCAUCUGGAAUGAACCAAUCACUUAUAUUGUGGGUCAGCUAAGACCAUACACCACCUACUUAUUUGAAGUUUCUGCUGUUACCAAUGAACCAGGCUACAUUGACAGUACCAUUGUCAGGACACCAGAAUCAGAGCCUGAAGACCCGCCUCAGAAUCUUGUUAAGGGCAAUAUUACAGCAAGAUCGUUUUCAGUCACUUGGGAUGCUCCAACAAUUGUGACAGGAAAAUUUAGUUACAAAGUUGAAUUGUACGGUCCAGUUGGUCGGGUUUUGGAUAACAGCACAAAAGAUCUCAAGUUUACUUUUAUGAACCUCACUCCUUUCACAAGCUAUGAUGCGUACAUCAGCGGAGAAACAAGUGCAGGUGUUGGGCCCAGAGCCAAUGUAUCUGUUUUCACUCCAGCUGAAGUUCCUAGCGCUGUAUCUGAUCUUAAUGCGAAAGAAGUGGAAGCCAAUUUUAUUACCGUUAGCUGGCGACGGCCUCUGCAGGCAAAUGGCAUAAUUACGCAAUACAGGGUUAGGGCACUUGUUAAAGAAACAAGAAUGACCAUCGAGAAUACAAUUCUCACAGGAAAACAAACGUACAACACAAAUGUGGAUUAUCGGAAUUCAGCUAUUGUUAAUGAUAAUACCAAAUCACUAUUUUUCGGACCACUCAAAGAAGCGAUGACUGGAGUGUAUGAGGGAUCUGCUGAUAUUUUCUCCACAGUUCAAACUUCACCAUCUGUGGCAUUCUACAAUAAUCCAAAUAGUGACCCAGCUGCUGAGAAUGUGCAGUAUGGAAUCGACAUUGAGGCUGAACAGCUGUCUUACACUGUUGAGAAGCUUGCACCUUUUACUAACUAUACAAUCAGUGUGUCUGCUUUUACUACGGUUGGGGAAGGACCACCAACAGAUAUUGUCAUAAGGACUAAUGAGCAAGUUCCCAGCUCAGUGAAUAACAUAAGUUAUGAGAACAUCAGUUCGACAUCUGUCUUGGUCUUUUGGGACCCACCUCUAGAGCCCAAUGGGAUGAUAACUCACUAUACAGUCUAUGCAAUGGAUUUCUACACAAGAGAAGCUUUUCAGAGGAUAACAAGCAACACAAGUGUCCUUAUAACAGGCUUAAAAAAGUAUGCGGUUUACAAGAUGCGUGUUGCAGCAACAAACACAGCAGGCGAGAGCUCUCUGUCUGAGGAAAAUGACAUUUUUGUACGAACACUUGAAGAUGUACCAGGAACGCCGCCUCAGAAUCUGUUUUCAACUGAUGUUAACGCAACUGCUAUUAAUUUGGAGUGGUCAUCGCCUGCAGAACCCAAUGGGAUUAUUACACACUAUGAAAUAUUUUACACCAACUCGGCCAUAGUGCUUGCUCAAAACAUAUCUUCAACAAGCAUCACAUUGACUGAUUUAAACCCAUUCACCCUUUAUAGAAUUUCUGUUUGUGCUUACACCCGUUUUGGGCAUGGAAACCAAUCAACACCUGUACUCUCAGUGAAAACAUCAGAAACUGCUCCAAGUAGCCCUCCAUACGAUUUGCUCUACAGAAAUAUAUCAUCCACUAGAGUGUUGGUCACCUGGCAGCCACCGGUUCAUGCGAACGGAAUUAUAUUGUUCUAUAAAAUAAGAUUUUGGAAUUCCUCCCAUUCCCUGACAGAAAACAGUAGUGAGGCAUUAAUUGUUUUGUCUGAUCUAAAGAAAUAUUCCCAGUAUCAAGUGGUUGUAUCUGGUCAUACAGUAAGUGGAGAUGGAAAUCAGACAAGUGACAUCCUAUAUAUCAGCACUAUGGAAGAUGUUCCUGACGAUCCACCUCAUAACCUAUCCUACAGAUCUCUAAACUCUACUUCAAUACAGCUGUUUUACUCUCCACCUUCUUCUUCCAAUGGCAUUAUUAGGAGUUACUACAUUGCAUGUAUUGGUGCUGCAGGCAGAUUUCAGUAUUUCACUAGCAGUGACCUUUCUGCCAUCCUUGGUGGCCUCAAAAAGUAUAGUGAAUAUGCUAUCACCGUUAGUGCAAGUACUUCUGUGGGACUUGGACCGAGAAAAAGUAGUUCCCUCUUUGUAAGAACUGAUGAAGAUGUACCGGAUAGUGCCCCUGAAAACAUAACGUACAGAAAUGUAUCGUCAACAGAAAUAAAUGUGUCUUAUUCCCCACCAACUAUACCCAAUGGCAGAAUAGUAUUCUAUACAGUAUACAUAAUAUGGCUGAAUGGAACAGUAGAGACAGCCACAGAUACGCCGCAUCUGUCCCUCAGCAUUGCUGGUUUACGAAAAUAUACCAGUUACAUCCUCAAAGUGUCUGCUAGUACUGUAAAAGGGGAAGGUGUUCACAGUGACGCUCACAACAUUUCUACAGACGAAGAUGCGCCUUCAACGCCUCCACGCUUCCUUUCUGUAAAACAGUUGUCCAAUGUGAUUGUGAUGUUGUCAUGGCAACCACCUCUUGAACCAAAUGGAAUUAUCCUCUUCUACACCCUUUAUAUCUGGGAUGAAAUGUCAUCCAAAACUCUCAAUAUUGAAGAAACCUCUGUGGAAUUUGAAGAUUUGGAAAGCAACCAUGAAUACAGUGCAUAUGUCACAUCUAGUACUAGAUUUGGGGACGGAAACGCCAGAAGCGAUGUUUUAACAUUUAAAACUUUAGAAGGAGUUCCAAGUGAUCCACCAAGGAAUAUGUCUUACAAAAAUAUUACCUCUUCUUCAGUAACGAUUUUCUGGAGUCCACCCAAGAAGCCAAAUGGAUUUAUACAUUAUUAUACUUUAUAUUACCAGAAUUCUUCUGGCACCUAUAUUAGGAACCUCACUUCAGUUGACAUUAGCAGUUCAUUUGAUGGUAAUGGUUUGUCAGCAAUAAUUGAUGGUCUGGCAAAAUUCAGCCAUUACCAGUUUUGGAUGACUGCAAGCACUAUAUUUGGAGAUGGAAACCAAUCUUCUGACGUGAUUGAUGUUAACACUGAUCAGGAUGUCCCGGAAUCUUCACCUAUGAUCAGAGACUGCAAGAAUCUAACAUCUACCACAGUGCUGUUAUCAUGGGAUCCUCCUGAGCGUUCAAAUGGUAUUAUAACUGGUUACUACUUACAGAUUUAUGGACCACAGGGAAACUAUUCUUUGUCUACCACUCAAGUCUCCAUUAUUUUGGAGGAUCUUGUACCAUUCACACCGUUUUUUAUAUUUGUUGCGGCGAGAACAAUUAAAGGAACGGGUCCUUCUAGCCAGCUUGCCUUUCACACAGAUGAAGCAGAGCCCUCAGCACCUCCUCAGAACUUAACUUUUAUCAAUGCAAGCGAUAACUCUGCCUGGUUACAGUGGAGGCCUAGUCCAAGGCCUAAUGGGAUAGUGUAUGUGUACAGCUUUAGAAUUGUGGAAAACAGCACUCAGUCCAUUCAUUUUCAGAAUAUAUCGGGUGGUCAGACUGAAGGGAAGCUCUCACCAUUGGAACCUUUUAAAACCUACUUAGCCAGCGUAUCUGCAUAUACAAAAGUAGGGAACGGUAACCAGUUCAGCAACACUGUUCAAUUUACAACAAAAGAAUCUCGUCCAGACUCUGUCCAGAAUAUUCAAUGCAUGGCAACGAGUUGGCAGUCCAUACUAGUCCUGUGGGAUCCACCAUCUCGGCCAAAUGGAAUAACAACUCAUUACUUAGUAACACUUCAAAGUAUUUCUACCUUGGUCUCCUCUGCUGAUUAUGCCUACACCUUCAGAGAUCUGCUCUCUAAUACCACUUACUACUUCUCAGUCAGAGCUGUAAAUGGUGCUGGCGAAGGAAAAGAGCGAGUAUGUAAUGCUACUACCAAGUCUGAAGAAGUUCCCAGUGUUCCAUGUCAUGUUACUUUUUUAAAUGUUGCCUCGAUGAGUGUCACAUUGCAGUGGAAUAGACCAGACCAUACAAAUGGCUAUCUAAAGAACUACAAAAUCACUGUUCAGCUUCUUUCUGAUGAGUGUAAUGACCGCAACCAUGGUGAAUGUGCUGAGACCAGCCAGGAUUUCUACUCUUAUGGCGAGAACACUAUUGAGAAGACAAUAUAUGGCUUGAAAAAAUUCAGAUGGUAUAGAUUUAAAGUUAGUGCAAGUACAAGCGCUGGAUAUGGUGCUCCUUCACCAUGGAUUACUGUGCAGACGUUAUCUGGUCCUGCUGAUGGACCUCCUCAAAAUGUGACUGUUAUUGCCACAUCCCCUCACAGUAUUAAUAUCAGCUGGAAUCCACCUUUUACCAUAACUGGACCAACUUCAUAUCUAAUAAACAUCUCCUCGGUCAAAGGUGAAGACUUUAAUAAGCAGUUUGUGAGGUGGACUAAUGAAAGUAAAAACUUUGAGGUCACAGGCCUGAAGCCAUUCACCAACUACUCCAUAAUAGUCUCAGCAUUCACUGGAGAUUCAGUCACAGAGGGAAAGUCAAGCAAUGUUGUGAUCACUGCUACUCUAGAGGCAGUGCCAAAUGAGCCACCUAAAAACAUAACGAUUCAGAAGAUUCCAAAUGAGGUGACCAAAGUGCAGAUGACCUUCAUCCCUCCAGCUGAGCCCAAUGGAAAUAUCCAAGUGUUCCAAGCGCUCGUUUACAAAGAAGAUGAUCCCACAAAGUCUCAAAUCCGCAAUCUAAGUAUUAUUAGAAAAAACAAUGAAUCUAUAACAGCAAUUAUAGAAGGACUUAAAGGUGGAUAUACAUAUAACGUCAGCAUAUAUGCAGUAAAUGGUGCUGGAGCUGGACCAAAAAUUCUGAUGAGAAUUACCACUGAUGUGAAAGAACCACCACGUCCUAUAUUGAAACCUGAGCCCAUUUACGACUCUACCGGUAGUGUCAUGGCUACCUCAACCACUAUUACCAUUAAAAUGCCGAUAUGCUACUUCAGUGACGUCAACGGACCAAUUAAAAAAGUUCAGAUUCUUGUUUCAGAAAUGGGAGCUCAGCACGAUGGGAAUAUCACCAAGUGGCACGAAGCCUUUUUCCAAAAACCAAGACCAUAUUUUACAAAUGAAGGCUUUCCAAAUCCAUCAUGUCCAGAUGGAACAAACCGCUUCUUCAGCAAGCAGGAGGUGUAUGUCAUUGGCGCUGACAAUACCUGUAUUCUACAGGACAAUAAAGACAAAUUCUGUAAUGGACCUCUGAAGCCAAGAAAACAGUACUUAUUUAAAUUUCGAGCCACAAAUAUUAAAGGACAAUUUACUGAUUCAGAAUAUUCAGAGGUUGUAAAAACAUUAGCUGAUGGACUAUCGGAAAGGGCUGUAGAAAUCAUCCUGUCUGUUACCUUGUGUGUGCUCUCUGUUAUACUUCUUGUGGCAGCAAUCUAUGCUUUUGCAAGGAUUAGGCAGAAACAGAAAGAAGGCGGAACAUAUUCUCCACGAGAUGCAGAAAUUAUUGACACCAAAUUCAAGCUAGACCAAUUGAUCACAGUGGCAGACUUGGAACUGAAGGAUGAGAGAUUAACACGGUUACUUAGUUAUAGGAAAUCACUCAAGCCUGUGAGCAAGAAAGCCUUCCUGCAGCAUGUCGAGGAGCUGUGCGCCAAUAACAACGUAAAGUUUCAAGAAGAAUUUUCGGAGCUACCAAAAUUUCUUGAAGAACUUGCAAUCUCUGAUGCUGAUCUGCCAUGGAACAGGUCAAAGAAUCGCUUUACAAACAUAAAGCCAUAUAACAAUAACCGUGUAAAGCUUAUAGCGGAUGCUGGUGUGCCCGGCUCAGAUUACAUCAAUGCAAGCUAUGUGUCUGGUUACAUUUGUCCUAAUGAAUUUAUUGCUACACAAGGACCGUUAGCUGGAACUGUAGGGGACUUCUGGCGAAUGGUUUGGGAAACAAGAGCAAAGACCAUAGUAAUGCUCACUCAAUGUUUUGAGAAAGGCAGGAUAAGAUGUCACCAAUACUGGCCAGAGGACAACAAGCCAGUGACUGUUUUUGGAGAUAUUGUGAUUACCAAAGUAGUAGAAGAUGUUCAAAUUGAUUGGACUAUUCGAGACUUAAAAGUCGAAAGGCAUGGAGACUUCAUGAUGGUACGGCAGUGUAAUUUUACUUCUUGGCCAGAACACGGAGUCCCAGAAAACACUACUGCUUUAAUUCAUUUUGUAAAAAUGGUUCGGGCCAGCAGACCACAUGAAAAUACACCAACAAUUGUACACUGCAGUGCGGGAGUUGGAAGAGCGGGAGUUUUAGUUGCGCUGGAUCAUUUAAUUCAACACAUCAACCACCAUGAUUUUGUGGACAUUUAUGGUCUUGUAGCAGAACUGAGAAGUGAGAGAAUGUGUAUGGUGCAAAACUUGGCACAAUAUAUAUUAUUACAUCAGUGUGUUGUGGACUUAUUAGCAAGCAAAGGCAGCAACCAGGCCAUUUGUUUUGUAAAUUAUUCUGCCCUUCAGAAAAUGGACUCAUUGGAUGCCAUGGAAGGUGAUGUUGAACUUGAAUGGGAAGAAACAACAAUGUAACAUCCCAUGUCAGAUGUAACCUCAUCAUGUUACUUGUGGCAGAAGCCAAAAGAGCUCACUCCUAUGGACAAGAGCAGAGAAGAACUCAAACAAGCUUAAUUAUUGCUGUGCCUUAAACUAUUGUGGGUAGUCAUGUUAUAUGUAGGGGUGGGCUGGCAACUUUUGGCCUAGGGGGGCAAAAACAGAUAAAGAGACCAGCCCUUUGGAGACCACACCACAACAGAAGACUGGACAGGGACAAACCAUGUGUGUGGUCUAUCUAAUGUGAGCAUAGUGUUAUACAGUCAUAUGGAAAAUUGUAAUUUCAAAGAGCUACAGUAUAAUGGAAUACACAGGCCCAUCUGAACCAUAUUCAGUGCAAAGUCUAUAUACUAAAGCUAUGAAGAAGAAAAAAUAUUCUGGUUAACUCUAUCCAAUUAGGUUAUUCUAGUGACUAAUAUACUGUACAACAAAGAGCCUAUUCUAGUGAUCAGUGUACAAUGUAGAGGACAUCCUAGUAACUAUUACAUAAUGCAGAAAGCAGCUUACAGUAGUUACAGAUACAAUACAGAGAGCAUCCUAGUGAUCACUCUGCAAUGCAGAAAGCAUGUUAGAGACAGAUAUUAUACCGAGAGCGUCCUAGACACCAUAUACCAAUGGUACUAAACCUCAACCAUCUGGUUUUCCCAACAUGUCAUGUUUUGAGGAUAUCAGUAUGUGGAAGCAGAUGGGAUACUGGACCACCAAAAUGGAUUAACUCACCUGUGCAUGAUUAAAGAAAUUCACAAAACACGAUCUGUUGGUGAUACUUGAUGACUGAAGUUACAGAUCCCUGUCAUAUACUCAAUAAAGAGCAUUCAACAAUACUAAGACCACCCAAUAUAUUAUACAGAGAGCAUUCUAGUGACCACUACUGUACUGACUCCUAAAAUCAUUAUUUGCAUUACUGUGCAGACCACAGUCCCCUAGAAAACAAUGUAGGCUUCCCUAUCCCUGGUGGUUUUACAAUGCACAUCCCCACUACUAACUACUUGCAACACAAUGUAGACAAAGAAUGUAAAACAAGAGGCAAAACAACGAGACCCAUAGGUAUUAUUUACUAUUUCUGCUAUCCAACACUACCUUUAUCAUGCUGGAGAUAACUUUCAGUUGUAUUAGGAUAUAACCAUACAUAGUACAUGGCACCAAUGGGUACCACUGACCCUUCAGCAAUCAACACGACAGGAACUGAUGACACCACCCAGUUGGUGAAUGACCUUUCAACAAUCUCACUCAUACAAUGAAUAUUUCUUGGCACAGCCAAGUUGCAUUUUCAGAUAAAGCAGCAAUAGCCAGUAAAUGGACUCCCAGAGCUUUGGUUGGUGAGAGGAUUGUCCUAUUCACUAAGCAGUGUGCCAGGGCCACCUGACACCCUUGUUUGUGGAUUGCCAGCAGUAUUUAGCAAUCAGAGUACCAGGAGCUAUAAACAACUGUAACAUUUUUCUGAACUGGCUGGCCCUAAAAGCCAAGGCGAAAGAAGACCAGCGGAAUAUGCCCCCCUGCCACCGUUGCCACCCCACCACUGGUUACAGUAUAUGCACAGAAACACAGAAGAUUCAAAUAUUUUUGCACUGCUGUGGUCUAUGAGUAAUGUAAUGAAAUAUUUUUUUAUGUUGAUAAAUAGAGCCAAAUUUAAAUAUUUCUGUCCUCUGUGUGGAUAUUUUAGUGUGGAUUUUUCAUUGGUUUCACAUUAUAUAUAUGUGUUGUACAUUGUGUCUGUCUUGGGAUACCAUGCUCUGAUCCUGAACAGCUGAGAAGUCACCCUGUGACACUGGUGAGAUAUUUUGGCUUUUGCAGAGCAUACAGUAGCUCUGCAGGGAUAUUUCGGACUAUUUAAGCAGACUUGUGACAGCCAAUCGCAUAUACUGCAUAUACUUGGUGAUUAAGUACCUCAUGCAUUUCUUUUUUUAUUACAUUGUAGAAUAAACGUUUGAUUUAUGAUA
This is a messenger RNA of Pseudophryne corroboree (corroboree frog), 9735 nucleotides long. RefSeq names its product protein tyrosine phosphatase receptor type Q (gene PTPRQ). Lineage: Eukaryota; Metazoa; Chordata; Amphibia; Anura; Myobatrachidae. The coding region runs from base 146 to 7774 and encodes 2542 amino acids. Gene Ontology annotation, biological process: peptidyl-tyrosine dephosphorylation involved in inactivation of protein kinase activity. Gene Ontology annotation, cellular component: signaling receptor complex. Gene Ontology annotation, molecular function: protein binding; protein tyrosine phosphatase activity. The transcript has 49 exons. The record is from RefSeq and is a predicted model, not a curated record.